Molecule: messenger RNA, 933 nt
Organism: Trypanosoma cruzi
Lineage: Eukaryota; Euglenozoa; Kinetoplastea; Trypanosomatida; Trypanosomatidae
Product: mucin-associated surface protein (MASP), putative
Exons: 1
Coding region: 1-933 (310 amino acids)
Source: RefSeq, a predicted model, not a curated record
AUGGCGAUGAUGAUGACUGGCCGUGUGCUGCUGGUGUGUGCCCUCUGCGUGCUGUGGUGUGGUGCUGCGGUGGCGGUGUUGUCAGCGGAUGGAGCUGGCGGUGGCGAUGGCAGUGCGGGUGAGUAUUUGCCGUUGCAGUGGCGUACGCGGUUUCUGACGGAAUGCGCGGAGGAGGUGGGCAGGAGGACAGGAGGCCGUGCGAAUGCGUCCUCCGUCGAGGAAUGCGUGCGUCAGGUGAUGGAGAGUUUGCAUGCUGCUGUGGAUGGCCGCAGCCGUUGGAGGCGUCAACUUUCCGCCGUUGCUGUUGCUGCUGCUGCUGAAGGUGGUGGAAAAGAGAAUCCCAACACGGUGGAAGAUGAAAAAACAAGUGAAACACUGGCGACUUCAGGAAAAGCAUCUACAGGCAAAAAAACAGCAGUGGCAAGUGAACAGACGUCAGUGAAUCCUGCACCUGCUAUUGUGCCGCCUGCAAGAGAAACUUUAGUUCAAGGAAAACACAAUGAGACAAACGCCAAAGAAGAGAAAGAAGAAGAAGGUGGGGAGAAAGAUGACAGCGAAGAGGAAGAAGAAAAUCACAAGGAAGACGAUGAAGAAGAGGAUGCAGAAGAGGGAGAGAAGGCAGAGGAAAGGGAAGAGGAUAAAAAGGGAGAAGAAAGUGAGAAAAACACCAAGGAAGAAGAAGCCAAGUAUGGGGUGGAAGAAGAUGAAGAGGAUAAAGAAAAGGAUGAUGACAACACCUCAGAGGGGAUGCCGGCUGUCAGUCAAGAGAAAAGGAAUUCAACUUCAGGCCCGGAAGGAGCACCGAAUAAGACGAACACCGAAGGCACUCAAACGCCUGGCGACAUUGACGGCAGCACCGCUGUCUCCCACACCACCUCCCCUCUUUUGCUUCUUGUUGUUGUUUCGGCUGCUGCUGCGGUGGUGGCCGCGUGA